UUCAGUUGAAUAUCGGUGAAAAUGAUACGAUCGGCAGAGCCAUGCUCCUGCCCCAUUCAGGAGGUCGGGCCAUCCAUGGCCGCCUCCUGCGGGGGGCAGUUCAUGCUCUUCAUGACCGUCCUGGAGGCCUUCAUCAACGGCCGCUGCGACCUCGCGGACCCCUGCAACAGGGUCACCAGUGAAACCCCCGACAGUCUGUUGGACAGCUACGACUUUAUAGUCGUGGGUGGCGGGACUGCGGGCCCGGUGGUUGCUGCGAGGUUGUCGGAGAAUCCACAGUGGAAGGUACUUUUAAUAGAGGCGGGUGGGGACGAACCGACACAAUCUUCAGUGCCAGCAUGGGUGACCGCUUACUGGGGUCGACCGGACACGGAUUGGCUGUACAAGACAGAAGCUCAAGAGAAAGCUUGCCUAUCUGAAGGCUCGUAUUGCAGUUGGCCCAGGGCCAAGAUGUUGGGCGGAUGUUCAGUAAUCAACGGCAUGAUGUACAUGCGAGGGCACGCGGCAGACUAUGACGGGUGGGCAAUAGAGGGCGCGACCGGCUGGUCCUGGUACGACGUGCUACCUUUCUUCCUGAAGAGCGAGGACAAUAGGGAGAUCGGAGACGGGGUGUCCAGCCAGUAUCACAAUACUGGUGGGCCGUUGCCGGUUCAGAAGUUCCGACACGCACCAAAGUUCGCGCACGACGUGGUGUCCGCGGCGAUCGAGCUGGGCUAUCCACCCACCAGCGACCUCAAUGGGGAGACGAUCACUGGCUUCACUAUCGCACAAACCCUCAACGACAACGGCUCCCGGUUCAGCACCGCCCGCGCCUUCCUCAGACCCGCGUCCAAACGCGAGAACCUUCAUGUCCUGCUCAAUGCCCACGUUGCCAAAGUACGCAUAGACCCCAACACGAAGAAGGUCAUGGGAGUCGAGUACAUCAAGGACAAGCAGACGAAUUUUGUCAAAGCCAGCAAGGAGGUGGUCCUAUCAGCCGGCACUCUGAACUCCCCCCAAAUCCUCAUGCUCUCCGGCGUGGGUCCCAAAGAGAUGCUCCAGAAAGUCAACAUCCCCGUGGUCAAGGACCUGCCUGGCGUAGGCCAGAACCUUCACAACCACGUGGGCGUGGGUCUCGAUUUUACCUUAACCAAGGAGCCUCAGAUUGCCGACGUGGACUGGGCCAGCGCAACUCAGUAUCUGUUGAAUAGAGAUGGGCCCUUGUCUUCUACUGGUUUGUCUCAGCUCACAGGCAUAGUGAACUCGAAGUACGCAGCGAGAGGCGGCCGUCACCCCGACAUACAGUUCUUCUUCGGUGGCUACUACGCGUCCUGUAGUGAUGGCGUCGCGACUGAUCCCGAGAAAGUAAAGGACAUCGACGAGAGAAGAAGUGUAUCCAUAUCGGCCAUAGCCUUGCAGCCACGCAGCCGAGGUUACCUCGCCCUGCGUUCAGCCGACCCGCUACAGCCACCGCUCAUGCAGCCCAACUAUUUCUUCCAUGAACAUGAGUUGGAUGUCUUGGUUGAUGCAGCUUGGAUCGCUCAUAGGCUGGCUAAUACUACCAUUAUGCGAGAAAAAUACGGCAUGGAGCCGUCAAAACGCGAAGACUGCCAGGAAUUCGAGCAACCUUCUGACGAGUACUUCAGAUGCCUAGCCAAGCACUACACGGCGCCCGAGAACCACCAAGUAGGCACGUGCAAGAUUGGGGCCAAGACUGACCUGAUGGCUGUUGUGGAUCCGGAGCUUAAGGUGUAUGGAAUUCAAGGUCUGCGCGUUGCUGACGCGUCUGUGAUGCCUGUGGUGCCAUCGGGUAACACAGCAGCCCCUACCAUCAUGAUAGCCGAGCGAGCGGCCCAGUUCAUAAUGUCGCGGUACUCCCGCCUCAAGAACAAAUUCGGCAACGCUGCCACCACUGACAGCCUCAACAACCGGUUCGGCAGCGAUGCUAGCUCUACUGAUAGGGCGACCACUGAUAAAAGCUUUGGAGAGUCGUCCAAAACGGCGCAGUCGAUUUAUUUCCAACCCAAAUGGAGGUACAAUCCCAAUGAGAAAUACGAUUACGAUAAUCACUAUAAUCCGGACAGAUGGUACGGUCACAAAGACUGGAAGAUACCCUCCUGGCAGGACGCCGACUGGAAGCAAGGCUACCACGGCUACCACGACGAGCAGAAAUAUAAGGAGAAGUUUGUGGACGGCAGCUACAGGGACAAGUAUGAUGAUCACUACCCUGACAAGUACACGGGAUCCAAUCUAGAUUGGACCACGGUUGGAUAUCCAAACGAUUAUACGCACGGCCAUUAAAAGUAACUUUUGAGGUCCCUUUGACAUAAUUAUUGAAAGUCAUAAUGUAAUGAUUGUCAGAUUAUCAUUAGUCUUAAUUCUGAAACCGUUAACUUUUCAGGAUUUUCGUAAGGUUAUCUUAUAGAUAGGUCAUCUGGCGUAUUAUGGCUAGCUUUAUCCAUCUUUAUCCACGUGAUAACUGUCACUGUUUAACACCGUGGGAUAGAAAGUGACGGACACAGUUUUAUCACGCUGUCACAUAGACAAGAACGACCAUCAUAUCCGUACAUUAGGUUAGGUUUGUUUUAUGGCAAUCCUGAAAAGUUACGCGUUUCUGAGAAAAAACAAAUUAUGAUUAACGAAAAUGUGGAGAAACAAUACAUUAUCAAUAGAGACCCGUAACGUUUAUUUAGUAACUAAUUAAAUUAGCCAAGACUUCGUAGAAAAACAUAGAUUCAAUCCUCCAGUCCAGUCUAUGAAUUUUUAUAACAGAAAACUUUUGUUAAUGAUUUUGAAUGACCCCGUAAGGUAUUUUUUUAACUUUUUCCGUUUAUAAUUAUUAUAGUUCAUACUACAAAAAAAAAAUGGCCAAAACAGCAGAAUAGUAAAUAUCAAAUUGAAACUCAAUUUUGAGUUUCUAAAGGUAUUUGUGUAUUUUUCGAUGGCUUACACAGUAUAAGUAUGUGUGUGUAACUGUGUGUAUGUGUGGUUCAUAAAAAAAAGAGUGUACCCAUGUUUGUGUAAAGGCAUUUAAUUAUAGUACAAACUUACAAAUUAAGCGUAAAUUCAUGAACACUACUGAAUAUGCUAGAAAAAAGAUCUUAGUUAUUUCUUCAUUUCUAUUACCCGUUUUUUCUAGCCCAUUCGUACUGUAUCUAGUUAAUUACUGUAGAAACAAUUAAUAAAUUGUUAAUUCAUU
Messenger RNA from Cydia fagiglandana, 3178 nucleotides. Its product is annotated as glucose dehydrogenase [FAD, quinone]-like. The record is from RefSeq and is a predicted model, not a curated record. NCBI's taxonomy places the organism in Eukaryota, Metazoa, Arthropoda, Insecta, Lepidoptera, Tortricidae. The coding region runs from base 22 to 2280 and encodes 752 amino acids. Gene Ontology annotation, molecular function: flavin adenine dinucleotide binding; oxidoreductase activity, acting on CH-OH group of donors. The transcript has 14 exons.